AUGUCGCGAAACGCACCAGAUGGUGGUGAUGCCAACAUCAGCAGCACUGGCAGCAGCUCUCGGCCUGAAAGCAACCAGGGCAGCACUACCACCUUCAGGACUCCUCGAAAGCAACAACAGCUUCACAGCCUCCAAACUCCUCAACCUGCAGAAGAGUCUCCGUCUCCAACCCCGAGGAGGUACCUAUACUCGUACCCAGGCACAGGCACAGGAACAAGGGCCCGCACCGCCACAGACCCGGAUAGCGAAUGCGCCACACCCACGCCUGCGCCACACCGCUACGGUUUGCGCGCGCGAAGAGCAUCUCGAGGCUCGUUUUCGACUCCCUCGCGUCGGCAGCAGCAGCAGCAGCAGCUCACCACGACUCACAAUACCACUCCCACCAGGACGAGCGGCAGCGGCGCAGCGGCAAUUCGCACGGGCUCUCCGCUCAGCUACGGCAUCGACCACUAG
Molecule: messenger RNA, 453 nt
Organism: Trichoderma citrinoviride
Lineage: Eukaryota; Fungi; Ascomycota; Sordariomycetes; Hypocreales; Hypocreaceae
Exons: 1
Coding region: 1-453 (150 amino acids)
Source: RefSeq, a predicted model, not a curated record